CUUUAAAAAGCAUUUUCCCAGCUUACAUCACCAGACUCAAAACACUCCAUCAUGCCUCUUACUCGCUCAGCUGCGGCAGCGGCCGGUCAGAGCCUCACGGUCCCCGGCCUUCAAAUGAAGGAAUGGGUCAACAAGAAGGAGAAGGAAGGUCUCUCACAAAAAGACCUCCCUGACCUCCUGAGGCACCGAGAUGCUGUGAUCGACAGCAUGAGACACCUCUGGGUCAAGACGGAGAAGCAGGACGCCGAGGCCGAGCAGCUUCGCAAAGAAAUUGCGCACCUCCAAGCACAGCUUGCUGAAGCGAACGUCGCCGCCGCCGCCACCGCUUUAACACAGAUCAGAGUCGAGGACACAGCCGGUGGGAGUGAAGAGAGUGGGGUAUCCAACAACGGGGGCGCUGAGGACUCGGAGGAAGCUGAGGUGAAGGGAUCGGUGGAAGCGGUGACAGAGAGCUCGGUGGAGGAGAGCUCGGUCGAGAAGAGCUCGGUCGAGAAGAGUUCGGUCGAGGAGAGCUCGGUGGAGAAGAGUUCGGUCGAGGAGAGCUCGGUGGAGAAGAGCUCGGUCGAGGAGAGCUCGGUGGAGGUAGAGGCGCCGGAGACAGCGGAGGCGCCGGAGGCGCCGGAGGAGACUGAGACAGGGGAGGGAGACAGCUCGGCUGUGCCGCAGGAGGAGUCGAACUCGGCGAGCGCAAGCGCCCCGGAGACAAGCUCCGAGGUAGGCAACUCUUACGAGUUCGCCAGGCGUUUCUGGGGAGACGAGGUUCUGGGUAUCUGGCCUUCUUCCUCUUCGUCCGCAUGA
This is a messenger RNA of Ceraceosorus guamensis, 798 nucleotides long. RefSeq lists its product as hypothetical. The coding region runs from base 52 to 798 and encodes 248 amino acids. The transcript is spliced from 2 exons. The record is from RefSeq and is a predicted model, not a curated record. Lineage: Eukaryota; Fungi; Basidiomycota; Exobasidiomycetes; Ceraceosorales; Ceraceosoraceae.